AUGGCUGAACAAGAGCAAGAAAGUGCUCGAGUUAGAGCUGAAUUAGACGAAAUCAAGGGGGGCAUGUCCCAGAUGAGAGAAAUGCUCGAAGCUUUGACUUUCAGAUUUGAAGCUCCACAAGCGACUGUGAUUUUGGAGAUCACGGGCCCAGCAGUCGAAGUUCAACUUCAGAGGUCUUUACCUUCAACCCUACCUCCCUAUGGGUUACCUUACGACUUCAUCCCUAGAGUAGAGGUAGUGCAUGCCAUGGGGAAAUUUGUCCAACAAGCUGUGUCAUUGCCAGUUUACACCGAUGCACGCCCAGUCGUCCAUACUAUUGCUCCACCAGUUGCCUAUGUUAGGUAUGUUCUGCAUUUUGAAGAUCAACAUCAUCUAUAUUCGACUUUCGAAUCAACCGUUAGUGGUGAUGAAGUGAGAUUUGAAGAUUUCAGAGAAGUGAAAGAGAACAUGCAAGUCCUUGAGAAGAAGUUUCGAGCAUUGGAAGGAGACCACGUCAUUGGUUCUGCUGCCAAAGAAAUAUGCCUUGUAUCUGGGUUGGUGAUUCCGACUAAGUUCAAAACUCUAGAUUUUGACAAAUCUAAGAGGCAUACUUGCCCAAAAAGCCAUCUCAUCAUGUAUUACCGUAAAAUGGCUUCUCACGUGGAAGAUGGCAAGCUGAUAAUCCACUAUUUCCAAGAUAGCUUGAGUGAGGCUCCUUCCAAAUGGUAUUUGAGUCUAGAUCAAAGUAGGAUUAGAUGUUUCCAAGACCUAUUAGAUGCGUUCAUCAAACAUUACAAAUACAACAUGGACAUGGCGCCUGAUAAAAGACAACUGCAAAGCAUGUUCCAGUGCGAUAACGAAUCCUUCAAGGAAUAUGCAUAG
Molecule: messenger RNA, 861 nt
Organism: Lathyrus oleraceus (garden pea)
Lineage: Eukaryota; Viridiplantae; Streptophyta; Magnoliopsida; Fabales; Fabaceae
Exons: 1
Coding region: 1-861 (286 amino acids)
Source: RefSeq, a predicted model, not a curated record